Molecule: messenger RNA, 1654 nt
Organism: Camelina sativa (false flax)
Lineage: Eukaryota; Viridiplantae; Streptophyta; Magnoliopsida; Brassicales; Brassicaceae
Product: putative sugar phosphate/phosphate translocator At4g32390
Source: RefSeq, a predicted model, not a curated record
GGCAUAACCGCAUAAGCAUAGUCACGCCUAACCCUCUCGCUUCGCUUUACCCUUUAGUCAGACCCAACCAAACCCAUUUGUAUUGACUGUAAAGUCUCUCUUCUUAAAAAAGCAACACAACACUGUAGAGCCCUUUUUUGCUAUCCUGCGCAUCACCACCUCCUCCUCCGCUCCGGCACCAUGGGAAAAGGCGGUGCGCUAAGCGAUGGAGUCAUCAAGAAGAUCUUCCUCUCCUACACCUACGUGGCGAUCUGGAUCUUCCUCAGCUUCUCCGUCAUCGUCUACAACAAAUACAUCCUCGACAAGAAGAUGUACAAUUGGCCAUUCCCGAUCACGCUCACCAUGAUCCACAUGGCUUUUUGCUCCUCCCUCGCCGUCGUACUCAUCAAAGUCUUCAAAGUCGUUGAGCCAGUUAAAAAUAUGACGCGAGAGACUUACAUCAGAUCUGUUGUCCCCAUCGGUGCUUUGUACUCUCUCUCUCUCUGGCUCUCCAAUUCGGCUUACAUCUACCUCUCCGUCUCCUUCAUUCAGAUGCUUAAAGCUCUGAUGCCUGUCGCCGUUUACUCAAUCGGGGUACUCUUAAAGAAAGAAUCUUUCAAAUCGGAGACGAUGACCAACAUGCUCUCCAUCUCUUUCGGUGUCGCCAUUGCUGCUUACGGCGAGGCUAAGUUCGAUACUUGGGGAGUGAUGCUUCAGCUUGGUGCUGUAGCUGUUGAGGCGACGAGGUUGGUUCUGAUCCAGAUCUUGCUCAGUUCUAAAGAUAUCAAACUUAAUCCAGUCACUUCUCUGUACUACGUUGCUCCUUGUUGUUUGGUGUUCUUGUUUUUCCCAUGGAUCUUCGUUGAGCUCCCUGUUCUCAGGGAAACGUCGAGCUUCCACUUCGAUUUCGUGAUUUUUGGAACUAACUCUGUGUGUGCGUUUGCUUUGAACCUUGCUGUGUUCCUCCUCGUUGGAAAAACCUCGGCUUUGACCAUGAAUGUUGCUGGUGUGGUUAAAGAUUGGCUUUUGAUUGCUUUCUCUUGGUCUGUGAUUAAAGAUACUGUCACUCCUAUCAAUCUGUUUGGCUACGGGCUUGCGUUCUUGGGUGUUGCCUAUUACAAUCACUGCAAGUUGCAGGCUGCUAAGGCUGAGGAUGCUCUGAAGAAGGUUCAGCAAAGUGAUGAAGAAGCUGCUGGGAAGCUUUUGGAAGACAGGGAAAGUGAAGGUGCUGCUAAACGGAAUGAAACAGAAGACUGAUUUGAUUGAUGAGAAUGGAUGAAUGAUGAUCAUAGGAUUGUGAAUCAGAAGAAUGUGUGGGAUUGUGAGGAACUAGUGCUCAAAGGGUUAAGAUGAUUUUUUGGUAGCUUUGGAGGGAAUUUUUCAGCAGGAUUUUGCGCAUCUCUUUUGGUUCACUGUUUUUUUGCGUUAGGUAUGAUCAUCUUCGUCUUUGCCAUUCUCUGUUUUAUGAGUUAUAGUUGUUUUAAGUUAUGGGCUAAUUAUUAUAUAAUUACAGAGUGGAUUUAGUGGUUAUUACAUCUUUGUGAUGCUUAACAAAUGUACCACCCGGAUCUUGUAUUAUUCUAUAGAGUUGUUUCUUAUAAAUCUCUAUGGUCGUCGAUUUGAGAAAUUUUGGAUGUCAAAAGCUAGGCUAUAAAUGUGUUUGAACCACAAAUGA